UCUGUGCUUACUUGGAAAAAUGUUUGUCUGACUGCAGGCAUGGAACCCGUUGUGCUGGAGAAGUGGCAGCCACGGCAAACAACUCACACUGCACAGUAGGAAUCGCCUUCAAUGCCAAGAUUGGAGGUGUGCGGAUGCUGGAUGGAGAUGUGACAGACAUGGUAGAAGCCAAGUCUCUAAGCCUUAAUCCACAGCACAUCCACAUCUACAGUGCCAGCUGGGGGCCUGAUGACGAUGGUAAGACAGUGGAUGGACCUGCUUCUCUUGCACGCCAGGCCUUUGAGAAUGGCAUCAGAAUGGGACGAAGAGGUUUAGGUUCAGUCUUUGUUUGGGCCUCUGGAAAUGGGGGAAGAAGUCGAGACCACUGUUCCUGUGAUGGCUACACCAACAGCAUCUACACUAUCUCCAUAAGCAGCACGGCUGAAAGUGGGAAGAAGCCGUGGUAUCUGGAAGAAUGUGCAUCUACACUAGCUACCACAUACAGCAGUGGAGAAUCCUACGACAGGAAAAUAAUCACCACAGACCUGAGGCAGCGUUGCACAGACAGCCAUACUGGAACCUCAGCCUCUGCACCUAUGGCUGCAGGCAUCAUUGCACUGGCACUGGAAGCAAAUCCAUUUCUGACGUGGAGAGACAUACAGCAUAUUAUUGUCAGGACUUCACGUGCAGGACAUCUGAACGCUAACGACUGGAAAACCAAUGCCGCUGGUUAUAAGGUGAGCCAUCUCUAUGGAUUUGGACUGAUGGAUGCUGAAGCAAUGGUGAUAGAAGCAGAAAAGUGGACAACGGUCCCUCCACAGCAUAUGUGUGUGGAGAACACAGAUCGGCAAAUCAAAACAAUACGACCUGACAGCGUUGUCCGUUCCAUUUACAAAGCCACUGGCUGUUCAGAUAAUCCUAACCACCAUGUGAUCUACUUGGAGCAUGUCGUUGUGCGGAUCACUAUUACUCACCCUCGACGUGGAGACUUGGCAAUAUACCUAACCUCUCCUUCUGGAACUAGGUCACAGCUUUUGGCCAACAGGCUAUUUGAUCAUUCCAUGGAAGGAUUCAAAAACUGGGAGUUUAUGACUACUCACUGCUGGAGUGAAAAAGCAGCAGGUGACUGGAUCUUGGAAAUCUGUGACACUCCGUCUCAGCUGAGAAAUUUCAAGACUCCAGGCAAAUUGAAAGAGUGGUCCUUAGUACUGUAUGGAACAUCCAUACAGCCUUACUCACCAAGAAAUGAUUUUCCAAAAGUGGAAAGAAAAGUUGAAGACCCUACAGAGGAUUAUGGAACAGAUGAAUAUUCAGGUCCCUGUAAUGCAGAAUGCAGUAAAGUAGGGUGUGAUGGGCCAGGACCAGAUCAUUGUACUGACUGUCUGCACUACUACUACAAAUCUAAGAACAACACACGGAUCUGUGUUUCGACCUGCCCACCUGGUCACUACAAUGCAGACAAGAAACGCUGUAAAAAAUGCUCACCCAAUUGUGAAACCUGUGUUGGAGGCCACAGUGACCAGUGCAUGACCUGUAAAUCUGGCUACUACCUGAAUGAAGUAACCAAUAGCUGUAUUACCAACUGCCCUGAUGGGUUUUACCUGGAUAAGAAUAAGAUUUUUUGCCGAAAAUGUAGUGAAAAUUGUAAGACAUGUAUUGAAUUCCAAAUCUGCACAGAAUGCAAACAUGGCCUAAGUUUGCAUGGCACUAAAUGUGCUAUCCGCUGUGAAGAAGGAAAAUACCAUAAUGGUAGAGAAUGUGAACCAUGUCACCGUUCUUGUGCAACAUGUGCAGGUGCUGGAGCAGAUGCCUGUAUAAACUGCACACAGGGUUAUUUUAUGGAAGAUGGAAGAUGUGUGCAGUCCUGUAGUAGCGGUUAUUACCUUGAUCACUCUGCUGAAGGUGGAUACAAAAGCUGCAAAAGAUGUGAUGCCAGCUGUUUGGAUUGCAGUGGUCAAGGAGACAGGAACUGUACAAGCUGUCCAAGUGGCUAUAACCUAGACACUGGUGUCUGUGUAGUGGGCACAGUCUGCAAGGAUGCCACGGAAGAGUCCUGGGCCGAAGGAGGAUUCUGUAUGCUGGUGAAAAAGAACAAUCUCUGCCAGCGGAAAGUGCUUCAGCAGUUGUGUUGCAGAACAUGUACCCACAAAGGGUGAACUGACACCUCCCAGCGUCCUCCUGCUCUUGUAGACUUAUAGAUUAAUCCAUAUAAUUGAAAAAGGAAAAAA
Messenger RNA from Apaloderma vittatum (bar-tailed trogon), 2207 nucleotides. RefSeq names its product proprotein convertase subtilisin/kexin type 5-like. Gene Ontology annotation, biological process: peptide hormone processing. Gene Ontology annotation, molecular function: serine-type endopeptidase activity. Gene Ontology annotation, cellular component: Golgi membrane; trans-Golgi network. Lineage: Eukaryota; Metazoa; Chordata; Aves; Trogoniformes; Trogonidae. The record is from RefSeq and is a predicted model, not a curated record.